GUUACAUUAAACGUCGUUGGUGCAUUCUGUAAACGAACUAAUGUUUGUUGAACCGUUCUUUUACGCAUUUUUAGGUGUUUUAAGUAGCAUUACAUGAUUUCUGACACAUGGAUUUUAAGUAUUUUUUAUGACAAGUAACCUAAGCAGACAUUUAGUUGUAAUGGUAGGAAGUAAUGGGAGAUCAAUUGUACGGUGGUUAAGCAAAACGAUAAUGGCUGACAAUAUUUCAGUGAAAAAAAUUCGGCCAUUUACCGUUUUUGUAGAAGGCAAUAUUGGUAGUGGGAAGACCACUUUCUUGAAUCAUUUUGCAAAUGCUGAUGUUCAGUUACUGUCAGAACCUGUGGAAAUGUGGAGAAAUGUAGAAGGCCACAAUUUACUUGGUUUAAUGUAUGAGAAUCCAUCUCGCUGGGGCUUAACAUUUCAAACAUAUGUUCAGUUAACAAUGGUCGAUCUACAUACACGCCCAGCAGCUUAUCCUGUGAAGAUGAUGGAACGCUCGAUAUACAGUGCCAGGUAUUGUUUUGUAGAGAAUUUAGUUCAGGAAGGACUGAUGCCUACUUGUGAGUAUGUUGUUUUGGAUGAGUGGUUUAAAUGGAUCACAUCUCAUUUAGAUACUGGCGGAGAUCUUAUAGUUUACUUGCGCACUAGUCCAGAAGUGGUAUUUGAACGUAUGAAAGUACGUGCACGGAAAGAAGAGACACACGUAUCACUUCAGUAUCUAACAAAACUCCAUGAACUACAUGAGGACUGGCUUUUCAAUCGGACAAAAUUCAGUUGUCCAGCCCCUGUGAUCACAUUGGAUGCCAACCGUGACAUUAAUGAAAUGGAAGAGGAAUUCCGCAAAUGUGAACCAAAGAUUCUUUUCCAACAGCAGAACUAAAAACAGGAAGAUUGAACACCUUCUGUCACCUCUAUUGGUGGUCAUGCCAUAUAAGUAAAUAUGGUUAAAGAAUGGCAGAUAGAGACCAUUUCCAAACUUCAAAAAGGAAAAUAAAAGUUAUUGUUUUUUAUUGAGUUCUAAAGAUGCAUUUUGAUUAUGUUAUUAUUAUUAUUAUUUUGAAAUAAUCAUAUAGAACAACAGCUCUGUUUACUGAAAACUUAUGAUUGUGGCUUAAAACUGUGUUCUCCUGAGUUAUAAAGUAGAAUUUAUUCCUUGUUAAAAUGAUCUCUUAAGUGACCUUAAGUUUCAAUAUCAGUGCUAAAUUGUGGAAAAGUUACCUAUAUUUCUAUAGUAAAGGGAUUAUGAUGUUCCAGAAAAAGAAACAUAAUCUUAGAUUAGACAUGAAAUUCCCAUAUUGGAUAUUAAAAUUACUGAUACCAUGAAGUCUGGUACAGGGUCAAAAAUCGCAGGGCAACCACUAUAAUAGAAUAAGAUAUUUAUAAGACUGCUACAGAGGGCUGGAUGGGCAUUGCCUAGGCAUUCUUUGUAUACACAUUUAUUUUACAAAAUAAAGAAGAUAAAAAAGCAGACACAGCAACACAAAACAUUGACAAUCACUACACACACAGCCAGAAUAACUCAACAAGUGAUACCAACACACCACUGGAAAAGAAACAAUAGAACAUUAACACUUAAUAUAUAAUACAUUCCUGCAAAAAAAAAA
Messenger RNA from Cryptotermes secundus, 1604 nucleotides. Its product is annotated as thymidine kinase 2, mitochondrial. Bases 128 to 880 code for a protein of 250 amino acids. Gene Ontology annotation, cellular component: cytoplasm; mitochondrion. The transcript has 6 exons. Gene Ontology annotation, biological process: nucleobase-containing compound metabolic process. The record is from RefSeq and is a predicted model, not a curated record. NCBI's taxonomy places the organism in Eukaryota, Metazoa, Arthropoda, Insecta, Blattodea, Kalotermitidae. Gene Ontology annotation, molecular function: ATP binding; deoxynucleoside kinase activity.